AUGGAUGAAGCGACCGAAAAAGCGAAGAAGGUUAGGAAGGCGCGACGCAGCACCUUUACGAAGACGCUGAAUGCGUUAAAUGAGAAACUGGAUACGCAAAACCCGGAUCGGGAAGAGAUCCUCGUAACCCUCGAAUUAUUGAUGGAGAAGAUGAAGGACCUGGAAUUUGUGACGCAGGAUAUAUUUCUACUCAUGAUAGACGGGGGUGCUACCGAAGAACAGAUCGCCACAGAAAGCGAUAGUAUAGAUGAAUACAAGAGUAAAUUUAUGCGAGCAAAGAUGAGAGCCACGUGCGUGACUACAACGACGACGGCGACGUCGACGUCGUCCGUUGAUAGAGAGAUGAUUAUGCGCGACAGGAGGAAAACAUACAAGUUACCAAGAAUCGAACUACUGAAAUUCAGUGGAAGCAUUCGCGAAUGGUUGCAGUUUUGGUCUUGUUUUAAGAAAAUUCACGAAGAUGCAGACAUUGUGGACGAGGAUAAAUUCCAAUAUCUCAUUCAAGCUAUUGUUCCCGGUUCGAGAGCUAGCGAGCUUGUACGGAGUUUUCCGCCAACGGGCGAGAAUUAUGCAAAGGUGUUUAAAGAAUCGCUUCGGUCGAAGGGCGAGAAGAGCACGUUGUCUACUCUAUACGAUAAACUCGAGUCACACUUGCGCGCCUUCGAGACGCUUGGCGUCACUACCGAUAAAUGUGACGCCAUGUUGUACCCAUUGGUCGAAUCUUCACUACCGGAAGAACUGUUGCGUGCAUGGCAGAAAUCGACGAUUCCGGGAAAUACGGAGAUCGGGUACGAAUCAAAGGAUCGCCUAAUAAAAUUGAUGGAGUUCUUACAAUCUGAAGUCGAGAAAGAAGAACGGAUAUCGAUGGCAGUCACGGGUUUCGGCUUAAAUAACGAAAAUGAUAUGGCGAAGAAACAUAAGCCCAAGGUUGAUUUUAAUAAAAAUAUACCGUCUGCUACCGGUCUUUUAACGACGAAAGCUGAGAAGAAAAUGUGUAUAUUUUGCGGUAAUGAUCACGCGAGGGCGGAGUGCGAAAAGGCGCGUAAAAUGUCUUUUUCGGAAAGACAGGAUGUGAUCAAGCAAAAGAAAGCUUGUUUUAAUUGUUUGAACAUGGGACAUAUAUACAAACGUUGUAGAGUGCCGGUCAAGUGCGCGUGGUGUAGCAAGCGACAUACGCUAUUGAUGUGUCCAGAGAUGUCGAAGGAUAAAACGCCACUCGAAGGUUCUUCGGGCAAGAAGGCAGAGACCGUCAGCGAACAGAAUCUGGCCAACUCGUCGUGCAGCCCAGCAGUGUAUCUAAUGACAUUGCGUGUGAAACUGAAGAAUGGGGAAAUAGAAUGCAAUGUGCGCGCUAUUGUGGACACGGGUUCGCAAAAAUCAUAUAUAUUAAGAAGUGCCGCAAGUGAAAUUGGCUAUCGACCAAUAGACAAAGAGACAAUCAUGCACACUCUGUUCGGUGGAGUGAAGUCGGAACCGCGAGAGCAUAAUGUGUAUCUUAUUCACGCGAGUGCUGUGAACGGACGGUAUGCAUGUAGUUUUAAAGCCACAGACGAAGAAAAAAUCUGUGAUAAUGUUCCGUGUGUUGGCCGCGGACCAUGGCUGAGUGAGUUAAGAAGACUGAACAUCGAGCUCACAGAUGUCGAUAGUCAAGAGGAUCCGAUCACAAUACUAUUAGGAGCCGAUGUUGUAGGAAAAUUAAUUAGCGGGAAUCGUCGCAAUCUAAGCAGCGGGCUGGUGGCUGUCGAGACGUUCUUGGGUUGGACGCUUAUGGGGAAGGUCCCAGGAAGUGUCGUGCGUACAGACUCAGCGCUGAUGAUUACGUCGAUGUUCGUACAAGAAGCAACUGUUCCCGAUCUCUGGAGUUUGGAUAUCCUUGGUAUCACCGAUCCGGCACAAAAGAAGACGAAAGAAGAAAAGGAUGCAACUGUGAUGAACGAUCUUCGGCAAACGAUAAAACUGACAAGCGAUGCGCGUUAUGAAGUGCAGUUGCCAUGGGCUGAAGAUCAUGCGCCUCUUCGUGAUAACAAGAGAUUGGCGCUGAAAAGACUAGAAGCUGUUAGAAGACGCUUACAGGCAGAAGACUAUUAUAAAGCCUAUGAUGCAGUUUUGAAAGAAUGGCUGGAAGAAGGGAUUAUCGAAAUAGUUCCGGACGCCGAAAUUGAAAAGUCCGCAUACUAUCUGCCUCAUAGACAUAUGGUGAAGCCGAAUAGUACUACAAAAGUGCGCCCAGUAUUUGAUGCGUCGGCGAAAGAAGGCAAUUAUCCGUCGUUAAAUCAGUGUUUAGAAAAGGGACCCAACAUGAUUGAACUAAUUCCGACAGUAUUGCUGAAUUUUCGAAGAAGUCGCAUCGGCGUUAUAUCCGAUAUAAAAAAGGCCUUUUUGCAGAUAGACAUUCGAAACGAGGACAGAGAUUUUUUGCGUUUUCUAUGGUGGAAAAAUAACAAAACGGAUCAAAUAAUCGUGUACAGACACGCACGUGUCGUGUUCGGAGUCUCCAUUAGUCCGUUUAUUUUAGGAGCGGUUAUAGAAUUGCAUUUACAGACUAUUUUGGCACGUGAUCGACGAAUUGCAGGUUCAAGCAGGAGCAACAGUAUCCUGAAGCUGAUGAACAGUUUUUACGUGGAUAAUUGUGUCACCAGCGUGGACUCUAACGAAGAAUUGCAGGAAUUUAUGCACACCGCAACCUCGGUAAUGGCUGAAGGCAAAUUCGAGCUGCGAGGUUGGGAGUAUACGAGGGAUGACUCCUGUGGAUCUCCAACGCCAGUUCUGGGUAUGUUGUGGAAUAAGAUCGAGCAUACCUUGUCAUUGAAUCCGGCAGCGUUAGAGCAGAAUGAGACAAAGCAAAAGGUCAUCACGAAGAAGACGAUCUUAUCUGCCGUUCACAGAGUGUUCGAUCCGAUUGGCUUUGCCUGCCCGGCGAUGUUGUGUCCUAAAUUGUUACUCCAGAAGGCAUGGGUGUCAGGCAUCGAUUGGGAUGCAGAGGUGAUUGAAGAAGUCAAAACGGAGUUUCUACGUUGGAUUAAAGAGCUGCCGCUAUUGAAGGAAGUUAAAAUUUCUAGAGGAAUGUUAGCCGAACCAAUAAAUGAAGAUAGCCUUAGUAUUCACACAUUCCGCGACGCCAGUCAAAAUGCGUAUGCGGCGGUGGUUUUCGCGCGAACGGAAGGUCCUCCGGGAGUUAGAACUCAGCUGAUAGCGGCCCAGACAAGAGUAUCUCCAGUGAAGAAGGUGACAAUUCCACGUCUGGAAUUGUUAGCUGUGACAGUGGGUGCUACACUGAUCGAUUUUGUGGUGAAGGUUGUUAAAGUUGAAAGGAUUUCGAUAUUCAUGUGGACGGAUUCUACGACGGCUCUAUCCUGGAUUCAAAGAGAGUCUCAAUGGAACACGUUUGUGUGGAAUCGUGUUCAAGAAGUAAGGGAACUCGCUGAACCAAAGUUAUGGAGACAUGUUCCUGGAGGAAUGAAUCCAGCAGAUUUACCUUCCCGUGGAUCUACGGUGAAGCAGCUGAUCGCUUCGCGAUGGUGGGAGGGUCCAGAGUGGCUGCGACGUCCCGCAAAAGGAUGGCCAUCGGGCGAAUUCGAAAUCAACGAGGAGGACAUGAAUGCAGAGAGGGAGAAGACAUCCACGUCUUUAGUGAGCUGCGAUGAACGAGCUGGACUGUCGACGGAGCUAACUGUGAGUCAAGUUACCAGUGAGCGAAUGGAGCAAUUGGACUGGUAUGAGCGUUAUUUCUCCACGUAUCAUAAGAUUGUGAGAUUGGUCGGAUGGGUAAGUCGAUUUGUUACUUAUUGUAUGAAUCCGCCUUCUGCGUGUAUGAAAGGAGAGUUAUGUGCACGAGAAUUUAGUGCUGCCGAAAUUAAAUUAUUAAAGCUAGUACAGCAACGAUGUUUUAAAGGCGUUAGUGACUCGAGACUUAGCUCGCUAAAUCUGUGUAUCGAUAAAGAUGGAUUAAUACGUGUAACGACUAAAAUUACGAACCGUCCGGAUACGUAUAAUUUUCGGUAUCCCGUAGUGUUAGAUUCUAAAGAUUCGAUUGUUAAAUUGCUCGUUAAAGAGAGCCACGAAAGACUGUGUCAUACAGGGGUGCAGACGUUAGUGAGUGAUAUUAGAGAGCGAUAUUGGAUACUUGCCGCUAGACGAGCUGCUAGAAGAGUGAUAGAUAAAUGUGUGAUCUGUAAGAGACAAAAGGGCAAGCGUCUAAAGGCGAUACCCACUCCGUUGCCGACUGACAGAGUAAGAGAUGCCGCUGUGUUCGAAGUAACCGGUGUAGAUUUAGCGGGGCCGGUAUUUCUUAAAGUGAAUCAAAAGGCACGGAUAUGUCUUUUUACAUGUGCGAUAUAUAGAGCCGUGCACCUUGAGUUGGUGACUUCUUUGUCUACUUCUGCGUUCAUCGAAGGCCUUCGUAGGUUUGUAGCUAGUCGCGGAAGACCAAGUGUUAUGUAUAGUGACAAUGGCACUAAUUUUGUUGGCGCGGUAAAGUUACUUCGCAAGGUAGAUUGGAAAAGAGUCUCGGAAUAUAGUUCUGUUCAAAAAUUAGAUUGUCGUCUUAACCCGCCCAGUGCUGCCUGGUGGGGCGGAUUUUGGGAGCGGAUGAUAGGUUUACUGAAACCGCUUUUGAGAAAGAUACUAGGCAAAGCAUGUUUAUCCUACGAAGAGAUGUUAACGUCUUUAUGCGAUUGCGAAGCCAUUGUUAAUGCGCGUCCUAUUACUUACGUGUCAAACGAUCCGAUGGAUUUGUGUCCACUGACUCCCUCCAUGUUUUUACAGGAAGUUAGAGAAAUUGGAAUGCCGGAUUGCGAUGAUGUGAAUCGAUGCGAUAUUAAUAAGCGAUUGCGGUACAGACAAAUGUUAAGGGAAGACUUACGUCGGCGUUUCCGAUCGGAAUGUUUAGGGAAGUUAUCGUACAAAUCCAAAACGAGAAAUUUAGCGUCAGUUAUCGGUGUGGGUGACGUCGUAUUAGUCGGAAAUGACGAUCGGAAGCGCAUGGAUUGGCCUCUGGCACGCGUAAUGGAAGUGAUUCGCGGAAAAGAUGGCAACGUACGAGUUGUGCGAGUGAAGACUCCGCGUGGUGAGUUAAUGCGUCCUGUACAACGUUUGUACCCUCUUGAAGUGUCGAAUAAUGAGAGAUCAGCGAUGUUGCCGCGGAGCAGCAUACCUUGUAAUGUCACGCCAGAGCCAGAGACUGUCAUGGAUAAUAGUAAUGAUGCGAUCAGUCCAUGUAAACAGUUUGUUACUCGAAGCGGACGCAUAAGUAGGGAACCGGAUAGGUUAAAAUUGUAA
Messenger RNA from Dufourea novaeangliae, 5277 nucleotides. RefSeq lists its product as uncharacterized. Bases 1 to 5277 code for a protein of 1758 amino acids. Gene Ontology annotation, biological process: DNA integration; proteolysis. Gene Ontology annotation, molecular function: nucleic acid binding; aspartic-type endopeptidase activity. The record is from RefSeq and is a predicted model, not a curated record. Lineage: Eukaryota; Metazoa; Arthropoda; Insecta; Hymenoptera; Halictidae. The transcript is spliced from 2 exons.